AUGACUUCGCGAGUUGAAACUUUUCCCUCCUGGGGCGAUGAGAUUGAUGCAUCUGAGCUUAUCAAUGGAGAAGGAGGACAGCUCCUCCAAACGUAUACCAAAAUGAAGCCUGAGAACAUAGAAUCGCAUGUGAAGUACAUUGCGAGAAAGGGCUGGAAUGUGCUUAGAUACCCUUGCUUCCAGCAGUUUUUAUUCCUACACCUCGAUCUAUCCCGCUCGCCUCUCUAUCAGGAAGUGACCAAGCAAGCCCGGUCAGGCAGUUUGCUGUUAGAUAUCGGAUGUGGUCUCGGACAAGACCUACGGCGACUCGUUCAAGACGGAGCACCAGGCGAGAACUUGAUUGGUCUGGAGAUACAACAAGCGUAUAUCGACCUUGGCUAUGAGUUCUUCCAAGACAAUUCCACGCUAGAAUGCAAGUUCCUUGUCCAAGACUUUUUCAAGGACACUCCAGAACUCACUGCUUUGGCAAAGAAGAUCAGCAUCAUGAACUCUGGAUAUUUUAUGCAUAUGUUCGACUGGAAGAAGCAGUUGGACGUAGCAAAGCGUAUGAUCGAUCUGAUGGCUCCCGGCAAGGGUUCAAUUAUCACUGGAGUCAAUUUUGGUAGCACUCGUUCCGCAGGACCAUUCAGCGAUGUACCACCGGGUUUUGAUACGAUUUUUCUUCAUAAUAAGCGGUCGCUCUCUGGGAUAUGGAGUGAAGCUGCAAAGGCAACGGAUACUGAGUGGAAGUUUGACUGUGUGUUAGAGGAUGAUGAGAACUUUAAGAACAUGGCUUCCGGGGGUUGUCGGUUGAGAUGGACCGUGGAGAUGCAGUAA
Molecule: messenger RNA, 816 nt
Organism: Penicillium angulare
Lineage: Eukaryota; Fungi; Ascomycota; Eurotiomycetes; Eurotiales; Aspergillaceae
Product: class I SAM-dependent methyltransferase
Exons: 2
Coding region: 1-816 (271 amino acids)
Source: RefSeq, a predicted model, not a curated record